Python bivittatus (Burmese python) is the source of this 720-nucleotide messenger RNA. Lineage: Eukaryota; Metazoa; Chordata; Lepidosauria; Squamata; Pythonidae. The record is from RefSeq and is a predicted model, not a curated record.
AUGGGCCGGCACGAGUCCGUCGGGACGGGCAGGCGGCGUUCGCUGGCCGUCGGGAUGGAGACCGCGCCGGAGCUUCUGGUCUUCAACGCGCACUACAACCUGACGCGCCACAUGCCGGUGCACACGGGGGCCCGGCCCUUCAUCUGCAAGGUCUGCGGCAAGGGAUUCCGCCAGGCCAGCACCCUCUGCCGCCACAAGAUCAUCCACACCCAGGAAAAGCCCCAUAAGUGCAACCAGUGCGGGAAAGCAUUUAACCGGAGUUCCACGUUAAACACCCACACACGGAUCCACGCAGGCUACAAACCUUUCGUCUGCGAGUUUUGUGGAAAAGGCUUUCACCAAAAAGGAAACUACAAGAACCAUAAGCUGACACACAGCGGUGAGAAGCAGUUCAAGUGCACCAUUUGCAACAAGGCCUUCCACCAGGUCUACAACCUGACCUUCCACAUGCACACCCACAAUGACAAGAAGCCCUUCACCUGUCCCACCUGCGGCAAAGGCUUUUGCCGGAACUUUGACCUCAAGAAACACGUCCGCAAACUGCACGACAGCGGGAGCGGGGGCGCCACCCUGGGGUUGCCUUGCAGCGGCAGCGAGCCAGAUUUGCCACCGCCGCUGAUCCACCACACGCGACGCGCCCCUCUCCGGUCUCAAAACAGGCAUCCUCUCGGGCGUGAGCGACCAACCCCUGAGGAAAAUCUUCCAAAGGAUCCGCAGUAG